AUGUUGAUUAUAGGAGGUGGUCCGGCUGCCUACACUGCUGGAAUCUACUUGGCUCGAGCUGCUUUAAAGCCCGUAUUAUUUGAAGGUUUUAUGGCAAAUGGCUAUGCGCCUGGUGGUCAGCUUACGACGACUACCCUGGUAGAGAAUUAUCCUGGAUUUGAGAAAGGGAUCAUGGGUCCCUUGUUAAUGGAAAAAAUGCGACAACAAGCAAUCAAUGCGGGUACCAAUAUUAUUACGGAAACGAUUGUCAAGCUAGACCUAAAUAAACGGCCUUUUCGAUACUGGUCAGAAAGCUCACCUGAGUAUGGCACGUGCAGUUCAAUCGUUUAUGCCACCGGUGCCCGUCCUCGAAUGCUUGGUAUAAAGGGCGAAUCGGAUUUUUGGCAGAAAGGCAUCUCGACCUGCGCUGUAUGUGACGGUGCACUGCCAAUUUUUCGCAAUCAACCCGUUGCCGUGGUCGGGGGCGGCGAUUCUGCUGUCGAGGAGUCCUUAGUUCUUGCUCAGCAUGCUUCAGCCGUGAAUGUUUUCGUUCGUCGUGAUCGACUUUCUGCUUCAGUCGUAAUGGCAAGACGAAUGCUCCAAAACCCUCGUAUAAAAGUUCACUACAACAUGAAGGUUAUUGAGGCACGAGGCAAACAUGCCGGUCCCCUUACACACAUUGUAACAAAACGUGUAGACACACAAGAAGAACAAGUUUGGGAUAUGAAAGGUUUGUUCUAUGCCAUUGGUCACAACCCAGCAACUGAUUUGGUUCGUGGUCAGGUCGAUUUGGACGAACACGGUUAUGUUCGAACAUUGAAUGGAACCCCGAAAACAAACAUUCCUGGAUUCUUUGCUGCUGGAGACGUACAAGACCCUGUCUUUAAACAAGCCAUUACAAGUGCAGCUAGUGGUUGCCAAGCAGCUCUUCUCGCUACCGAUUAUUUGUCAAACUUGCAGUUGCGAACGAAGUAG
Schizosaccharomyces japonicus yFS275 is the source of this 954-nucleotide messenger RNA. RefSeq names its product thioredoxin reductase. Gene Ontology annotation, molecular function: oxidoreductase activity; thioredoxin-disulfide reductase (NADPH) activity. Bases 1 to 954 code for a protein of 317 amino acids. The transcript has a single exon. Gene Ontology annotation, cellular component: cytoplasm. The record is from RefSeq and is a predicted model, not a curated record. Gene Ontology annotation, biological process: removal of superoxide radicals. NCBI's taxonomy places the organism in Eukaryota, Fungi, Ascomycota, Schizosaccharomycetes, Schizosaccharomycetales, Schizosaccharomycetaceae.